AUGUCAUCAACAACAUCGGCAGCAUCUACAUAUAUAGACGAUGAAACCAAAUGGGACUCUUUGAAUCUCGAUCCUAGAUUACUUCAAGCAAUAGAUCAUUUAGGGUUUGUAAAUCCUACAUUAAUACAAAGUUCUGCUAUUCCCUUAGCGAUUGACGAGAAAAGAGACAUCAUCGCUAAAGCUUCCACUGGGUCAGGUAAGACGGCCGCAUAUGCUAUACCGAUAAUACAGAACUUGUUGGUUGACGGAGAUUCGAAAGGGAUUAAAAGUUUGGUAUUGGUACCGACUAGAGAAUUAUCAAAUCAAGUUUAUCAAGUUAUGGAAAAUUUAGUCAAAUAUAGCAAUAAACAAAUUGGAAUUUUGAACUUAUCAUCGAGUUAUAGUGACCAAGUAUUAAACUCAUUAUUAAAUAAUAAACCAGAAAUACUAAUAUCCACACCUAAUAAAUUAAUACAAAUAUUGGAACAAAAUGAGAAAACAUCAAAUAAAGUAGACUUGAGUACUGUUAAAAUCCUAGCAAUUGACGAAGUAGAUUUAAUUUUGAAUUUUGGAUAUUUGGAAGAUUUAAAUAAGUUAGAAAAUUAUUUACCAAUUAAGAAGAAUUUACAAACUUUUUUAAUGUCUGCAACAUUAAAUGAUGAAUUAACAGAAUUGAAAAAUAAAUUUUGUACGAAACCUGCUAUAUUGAAGUUAGAUGACAAUCAAAAUAAUAACGACAAGUUGGUACAAUUUUAUGCAAAAACUACCGAAUUUGAUAAAUUCUUAUUAAGUUAUGUCAUUUUCAAACUAAAUUUAAUCAAGGGGAAAACAAUAGUCUUUGUGAACAAUAUUGACAGAGGUUAUAGAUUAAAAUUGUUUUUGGAACAAUUUGGAAUAAGGUGUUGUAUAUUGAAUAGCGAAUUACCUGUAAAUUCAAGGUUACAUAUAGUGGAAGAAUUCAAUAAAAAUGUAUACAGCUUACUAAUUGCAACUGAUGAAAUAUCAUUGGAAAUGGAAAAGGAAGAAGACGAAGAAGACGAAAAACGCACAAACAAGAAGGAUAAGAAAGAAACUAAAUCAUCCAAAAAAUUCAAAAAUGAUAAAGAAUACGGAGUUUCACGAGGAGUUGAUUUUAGAAAUGUUGCAUGUGUCCUAAAUUUUGAUUUACCAACUACCUCAAAAGCAUACAUUCAUAGAAUUGGAAGAACAGCGAGAGCUGGAAAAUCAGGAAUGGCAUUAUCAUUUAUAAUACCGACUUCUGAAGUCGGGAAACAUAAAACUGCAUCAUUACCACUGGCCAAAAAGGAUGAAAAAAUAUUAAAUAAGAUAGUUAAACAACAGGAAAAAAAUGGAUUUGAGAUUAAACCUUACCAAUUUGAUAUGAAACAAGUUGAAGGAUUUAGAUAUCGUGCAGAUGACGCAUUUAGAGCAGUUACUCAAACAGCAGUCAGAGAGGCAAGAGUUAAAGAAUUGAAAAAUGAAUUAAUAAAUUCAGAAAAGUUGAAAAGGUUUUUCCAAGAAAAUCCUCAAGAUUUAGCAAGUUUAAGACAUGAUAAGGAAUUACAUCCUACAAGAAUUCAAUCUCAUUUAAAAAGAUUACCUCAAUAUCUUUUACCAGAAAAUGCCAGGACUGAUGUUAAAAAUUUAGGGUUUAUACCAUUUCAUAGUAAAAAUAAAAUCAACAAACAUAGAAAAAAGGGUAAGUCAACAAAGAGGAAAAAUGAUCCAUUAAAGUCAUUCAGAAAGUAA
Messenger RNA from Lodderomyces pseudojiufengensis, 1728 nucleotides. RefSeq names its product ATP-dependent DNA/RNA helicase. The record is from RefSeq and is a predicted model, not a curated record. Gene Ontology annotation, cellular component: nucleolus. Lineage: Eukaryota; Fungi; Ascomycota; Pichiomycetes; Serinales; Debaryomycetaceae. Gene Ontology annotation, molecular function: RNA helicase activity; nucleic acid binding; ATP binding. The transcript has a single exon. Bases 1 to 1728 code for a protein of 575 amino acids.